This is a messenger RNA of Anopheles coluzzii, 11959 nucleotides long. RefSeq names its product frequenin-1. Bases 377 to 940 code for a protein of 187 amino acids. Gene Ontology annotation, molecular function: calcium ion binding; calcium sensitive guanylate cyclase activator activity. The record is from RefSeq and is a predicted model, not a curated record. NCBI's taxonomy places the organism in Eukaryota, Metazoa, Arthropoda, Insecta, Diptera, Culicidae. The transcript is spliced from 7 exons.
UAGGUUUACGAUAUUGUUGUUAUACUCGAAAAUUUUGAUAGAGUUUAGCCUACUGCUUAUUUCAAUAAGCAUGUCGCCUGGUGCAUGAAGUGUUUAAUGUUUAUUUUUUGUUUCAAGUUUUAAGGUUUUUUGAUAGCGAAUUUACGUGAUAUAUUCAUAUUGAGAGUGAGUCAGAAACGAGUGAUGAGUGAGAAAAAUAUAUAACAUUGAAAACAGUGCUGUGGUUACAAUCGUAUAAAAAACUAGCAUAAAUCUAAUAAAAGAACAAAUUUUUUCCCUUAAAACCAAUAUUCAAAUCCACUUUAAAGUAACGUUUUUGUGUUAGACACGACUAAAAACGCACUACAACGAAAAGGUACAACAACUAAUCGCAGCAAUGGGAAAGAAAAACUCCAAACUAAAACAAGACGCCAUCGAUCGUCUGACGACAGCAACGUACUUUACAGAAAAAGAAAUUCGACAAUGGCAUAAAGGAUUUUUAAAGGACUGCCCCAAUGGUUUAUUAACAGAACAGGGAUUCAUUAAGAUAUAUAAACAAUUUUUCCCUCAAGGCGAUCCAAGCAAAUUUGCAUCUCUCGUCUUCAGAGUAUUCGAUGAAAAUAACGAUGGAUCGAUAGAAUUCGAAGAGUUUAUAAGAGCUCUUUCAAUAACUUCAAGAGGAAAUCUGGAUGAAAAGUUACAUUGGGCGUUUCGAUUGUAUGAUGUAGACAAUGACGGUUUCAUAACACGGGAUGAAAUGUAUAAUAUUGUUGAUGCAAUAUAUCAAAUGGUGGGUCAGCAGCCACAAAGCGAGGACGACAAUACACCACAAAAGCGAGUGGAUAAAAUAUUUGACCAGAUGGAUAAAAACCACGACGAUCGAUUGACUCUGGAAGAGUUUCGUGAAGGCAGCAAGGCAGAUCCAAGGAUUGUACAGGCGCUAAGUUUAGGCGGUGAUUAACCAAAACACACAACGCGGGAGGAGGAGGAAAUCCCGCCUCGUUCAUAUUGCUACAAUGCGCAUAUGAACAUCAAGAUUACUCACUGCAACGCAGUGUUUGUAAGGAUUUUAACCUGAAAAAUGUUUUAUAACCCAUUCAUCUUUCUGCACAACAAACCACUUGGAGUUUAAGCUUCAUUGAAUUUAACAUCUAUUAAUACAUAACUUUCAUUAGGUUAAAUGUUUCAACAAAAACCCAAGGCAAUGUUCGACACAAAACUGAUGCUUCUUCUUCUUUGGCUCAACAACCGUUGUCGGUCAAGGCCUGCCUGUACCACUUAUGGGCUUGGCUUUCAGUGACUAAUUGAUUUCCCCCCAUAGCAGGAUAGUCAGUCCUACGUAUGGCGGCACGGUCUAUUUAGGGAUUGAACCCAUGACGGGCAUGUUGUUAAGUCGUACGAGUUGACGACUGUACUACGAGACCGGCUCAAAACUGAUUACUCUGUUUGUAUUUUUUCACUUUAUUUAUUAUAAUUAGCAUUAAUAUUUAUAAGAAUUUAUUAGUUUCGGUCCAUCAUAGAUCUGUUCAAAAAUGCAACCACACAAUAUAUGCGUAUGCAAUAGCUAAAUUUAUUGAAAAUUGUAAAACUAACGCAGGCCAUAAUCUUUUUGAUAUUGCAAGCAAUGUGUAAUGAAUAUUGAAACUACAACACUUAACCAAAGAUUCGUGCGCAGCACGUUAUAUGAUGAACAAUGUGAAAACAAUCGAUAAAAAAUUACUAGCAAUCAAUUUACUAUAAAAAUGUUGCCAGCUUAUAGUGCAGAUGUGCUAAACUAAUUCUGAUUGUUCGUGAAACUCGUGUUGUCCAGCUCACUUCUAGUGAAGUUAUGUAGCACAAUCAUAUUACAAAUCGGUAGACAGACAACAUUUAGAUACUAAUACAUUAACAUGCUUGAAGAAGAAAAUGUAUUACUAUGAAUCACAGCAAUUAAAUUAUUGAUAAUCUUAAAUAAAAGGCAAUCAACGUAUGCCAAAUGUUAAUCAAAUAGAAGCAUUCAUAGCUUUUACAGGAUUUAAAUAUUGACAACGAACCCAUUAUAUUAUUUAUCAGACAUUUUGCCAAAUAUUGCCAGUUAAUCUAUCAGUUAACAGUUAGUACAGCGCCUACCAUUAUAAUAUCGACAGUCGUUUUUUGCGAUUCACAUGAAAUAUGGAAGAUAUAAAUGAAAACUGCGAAAGAAAUGGACAAAAUGUAAUUCCUUGCAUAUCAUUUUUUUAAACCAAUAGCAAACGACUUUUUCCGGAAAAAAAAAUUUACUGUGGUGAUUUUUAUUAACAGCAUUAUUCACAUACCGAGUAUAGUUCUUCUUUUGGCUCAACAACCGUUUUUGGUCAAGGCCUGUCUGUACUACUUGUGGGGUUGGCUUUCAAUGACUUUUGGAUUACCCCCAUAACAGGAUAGUCUGUCCUACGUAUGGCAGCACGGUCUAUUUGGGGCUCGAACCCAUGACGAGUUAUUCGGAGGAUAGUUAUCUGUUUUAUUUGUGUAGAUACCGGCUUCAAACCUCAUGCAAAUUCACACGGCAAAUUCACAAAAACCUCAUGAACAUUUCGGUUUUUUAUGGAUAAUGUGCCAACUAAAAAGCACUUAAUAAAUAGUUGGCAGUCAAUCGAAAUUCAAUCAGUGAGUUUAGACUGUACAUAAAUUUAUGCGUGAUUUUUCGAGAACUGUCAAUAUGUCGGCUCAAUUCUGUUUGCCGGAAGCAAAGCUAACGAAUGUCAUCUACGACGACUGAGGAAAGUUUUCAGAUGAGUGGUCCAAGGAACUGUCCAGGAAGCCACUUAGUCCGAAAAUAGGUGUCCUACUUUAGGAAGCCACUACUGCAGGUUCGGAUUCAUGAUUUCAUGGCAGCAACAACAUUCUUUUAGGGGAUACGGGUCAUGUCGGACACACAGUUGCACAGUCCAGCUUGGAAUGUUUUGAAAAUCAUGUUAAUGAACUUGGAAAUGUUUGUGAUGCAAAUAUAUCAUUUGAAAUCUGCUGAAAAACAUAAUGAAAGUAAUACGUUGACGUUGUUGUUGACGUUGCAAAUUGACUCAGACAACCCUGGAAAUAACACGCACACUUAGGGUGACGGUCCAUACGAGGUUUGAAGCCGGGACGGGAAUGUUGUUAAGUCAUCAGAGUUGGCGAAAGGACCGGACGAAACGUAUAAAAUAAAAUAAAAUAGGAAUACUACUGGUCUAGAUUUGAUCCAUGUCUGAAACAUAUUUAGAUACUAUGGUGGUCACAAAUAAAACGAGAGCGGUAUCAGGGCUCGGAAUGGUACAGUAUCGGACAGAAUGAUAGGACCCUAGUUUUUUCAACGCAGCAUGCACCCGUUGGGACAGGUUUAUGUGUGUGUGUGUGUGUGUGUGUGUGUGUGUGUGUGUGUGUGUGUGUGUGUGUGUGUGUGUGUGUGUGUGCAUGUGUGUGUGUUUAUGUAUGUUUGAAUGUGUAUUGGUGUGUGUGUUUGUUUCACAAGUAUGUGGUUUCGGAUAGAUUUGUUAGUAGUUUUUUUGUGUUUUGGGUAAGGUUUUUGAUGUAAUAAAAAACCGGUGUAAAAACGGUCCUGCUCUCCCCCUCGCGAUGUUCCUUCGAUCUAUUAACAAUUUUACGGUCUUCUUUCGCCGUGGUCUUCUGAGGACGUCCGGUUGACUUGCGCGUUUCGGUUGUCCAAACACAUUUCGGAUGUCCGAAGCGCGUUUGCGACAAAAGUGCGCGAUCGUUCCAUUACGAACUCGAUCGUUUUGCGCUUAAUGCCAACAGCAGCCAUUCGCUUUUUCAUAUGGCGCUGAUAAUCGGUACAACGUUUACCUCGACCCAUUGUUACUAACAUUGCUUGCUUGGACCGUCAAGAACGCGCUGGUAAAAAACUUGGACACGGCUGAUCCCGUGCUCUGCCUGCGUUCUGCUUCUAUACGUGAUGAAUAACAUCGUUGUUUAGCAGCGAAAACAUGCGUAUGGAUAAAAACUAUCAAUGAGUAAGCAGGUGAGCGUCAACCCAUUUAAAUCGAGAACAGAAUACUGCCGCGCUCAUGAAACAAAACGCCCAUUGAAAAGAACAACAGCGCGCCAGCUCAAUGCACGCACAAAGUUUAACAUGCGCGCACAACGUUCAACGCAGAGAUGCACGCAGGCCUUUCAAUGGCGUGCACUGGAGAAACACCUGUAAGGGAAUGCCGAAUUCAUUGCUAUUGUGCGCGUGUCCAUUUCGCAUCGCUGUCGCAUUCACAUCCAUCAACCAGCACACCUGCGUUUUCGCCCGAGGAACAAGCGCUGCUGUCGAUGCAAACUUUAGUUUUUAUCGAAGUGUAAAUGCACGAUGUUUCACAUGAUAACACACAUUAUCAGAAUGCUUUCAACGCAAUAUGAAACCAUGUCAAGCUACGUUUCUUCCUGCUUAUUAAAUUACCCCUGCGUGGUGGGCCUGCUUAUUACAUUAAAAACCUUACCCAAAACACAGAAAAACUACUAACAAAUCUAGCCGAAACGACAUACUUGUGAAACACACACACACAUACACACAACACACAUACACACAACACACACACACACACACACAUACACACACACACACACACACACACACACACACACACACACACACACACACACACACACACACACACACACACACACACACACUCACACACACACACACACAAACGCAAACACACACAAACGCACACACACACACACACACACACACACACACACACACACACACACACACACACACACACACACACACACACACACACACACACACGCGCACACACACACACACACACACACACACACACACACACACACACACACACACACACACAUACACAUACACACACACACACACACACACACACACACACACACACACACACACACACACACACACACACACACACACACACACACACACACACACACACACACACAUCACACGUGGUAAAAGAAAUGCACGGUGCGAUGAAAAAUUGGGGUCCUCUAUUAUUAUCCGAUACUGUAUCAGGAUCUGUUCCAAGACUGACAAGGAAUCUUAAUGAUUUCAUGAGCCAUUAUAGGUUUGGCAUUAGUUCUAGUAUCGGUAUAUGAUACAGUUUCUGUAAGGGGUCAGGAUCAGUUGAAGUGCUGGUGUGGGUUCGGGAUAAAUUCUAGUACAGUACGGCUUUAAGAACUGUUCCAGGAUCGAUCAAUUCCAGAGUCUAGAACAAUUCCAGGACCGGUAUGGGAUCGAGAUCUAUUCCAGGACUGUGGUAUGGUGUCAUAUUAUUAUUCAUGCAUAUUUUGCAAAUGUGCAUGUUAUUAUUCCAAUAUGUUUUUCAACAGCUGUCAAAUGUUGAAUUUGCAUAAUGAUGAAAUUUAAGUUCUUACAUACACUCUCCCACAAUAUUUUAUUUGUUUUUUUGUACAAUUUUUAUUUACAGUAAUUAUUACAAAAAGCCAGUGGACUUUUUAGUUAUGCUACGGUCCUAAAUUGAUUUUCUCGUAAUAAUAAGUCAUUUUUCCAUAAAAAUUUGAAAAAUAUUACAUACACAUGUGAAAUAGUAUUGUUAACAAAUUAUAAAUCUAUCGUCCUUGCAGUUAUCGUAUGUGAUCUAUUGAUUGAUUAUUUUGCAACAACAUAGUUUGAGUGAAGAAAAUAAAGAAUCAAAGAAAUUAUAGAAAAACUUAUCUUCAUUUUUGCACUCUAUCUUACAAAAUAUUCAAACAUAUUUGAUACGCUCUUGAAAAUUUGUAAAAAAAACUAUAUUAAAAAAUUGUAUGACUCCAUCCCUCUGUUUUUGGACAAAUAACAAGCCCAAUAAUUAUAAUAAUAAAAAAACAAUAUUUUCGAAGUGGUGGUAUUGUUUUGUUACGUCACUAAAUUGUUUUUUACGGAAAAAGACGUGUUGAAAAUUUGAAAAAAAUAUGCAAAGGCGUUAAACCAUGUAUUGCCUAAAUCAUAGUUUCAAAGUUUUUUUACUGUUGCAAAUUGCAUACAGAUAUGGUAGGCGUUGUAUUACAAGAUCUUCAGUUCAUAAAAACCGCAUUAUGCGGAAAAUGUCAAUAACAAUCGGUUGACUAGUUCUGACUGUUUUCAUACAAGAUAUCCGGGUCGUUGAACUAAGCAGCAGAUGAAAUUUAAAAUAAAGAAUACAUAUUAAUAGGUAUGGUAAAGUCAAACACAAGGCGACCGAUUAAAUUUCAUACAGUAUUUACAAAAUAAUGGCAACUAUUUACAACAAUAUGACACCGUCUGAAGUACGUUAAUAUUUCACGUACAAGUGAUAAGACAUAAGUUUUUGUGUUUACGAACAACAAUCAACUACUUUAAAUUUUAAGAUAUAAUGUUCAAACAAACGGGAAUAAUUUUAUUUUUUCAAGUUUUCUCAUGAUAUUCUAGUAUUCUCAUGGUAUUAUAUUCUGGUAUUCUAUAUGAUAUAUACAUCUAAUUUAUUACAAUUUCAUUGCUUAAUAUGUACUUACCCACGAAAAUGAUACUUUUUCAAUUAUUAUACAACAUUAUUUUCCCGACUAACAUACUUAUUCCGUUCAACAAAUCCAGUGUUUCAGAAGUUUUUACGAAAAGCUGAUGCUGACUUUAAAUAUAUGUAAAUAACAUCUUAUAACUAUUUAAAUUAAAUUGAAUUGAAUGUUUCGAAUUGUUUUUAUUUGUUUCUUAUUAAUUAAUCCUUCCUUUAUGCCUUAUAGUGCACUUUAUCGAUGAAAAUACAUUUUUGUACAUAAAAUCCUCUCUACUAUGAUAAGAUUUUUGGUUUAUUUUUAGGCAAUGUAAAAUACUUUCACUUUCAUUCAUUUUUUUUAACUAUAAAAAAAUAUUUAUGUUUUUCAUCGCAUGAAACAAGAAAAAAAAUAUGCUAAAUAACAUCUUUAAAACAUUUAAAAGAUUAUUUAUUUUAUGAGAUAUGCUACAAGCACUCAAGAGUGCAACGAUUUUGUUGAUUUUAUCAAACAACGGCAAUAAGUUCAAGUCCUUUUUUGACAUUCACAUGAAUUAACUUGCUGGAAGCAAUUCCUAGUCUAUAUUUAUAAAAAAUCAAAACUCGACCGAAAAUUACCAUAUAAAAUAUCCAGUAUUUUUCUCCACCAAACAAAUGCGGUCAUGAAAUUUAGUUCAUCUUCAAGGACAGUGUCAUAGCUUUUUUGGAUGCAAUUUUAUUAAACGCAAUAUGCUGUCAAAAAUGUGUAUUUAAUAACGAAGUUUGGUUGUCCGACGUUAUCGAACAAAUUACUCACUAAACAUUUUGACAACACGUCCAAAAAUUGCAUUUGACGAAGGAUCUCUAAUGUAGCCUUACACAUAAAAUACCUAUUGCACGUAUACAAGUGCAUGUUUUUCACAUAAUAUGAUACGUGCCUGUUUAUGGGUCAUAUGUUCAGUUGAUUGAUAUUUCAAGUAUUUUGUUGUGAAUAAUAACCGUUGAUUACCUUUUGGUUUAUUUUUAUUGUUUUCCUUACAUAAGAGUAAAAAAUCCACUCGUUUAAGAUUGCUAAGGUUUGUUCAUCCCACCUAAAAAAAUCUAGCAGUUUACAUAUUAGCAAACUAAGUUGAAAUAUCAUACAUAAAAAGAUAUGGAACGUGCAACUAAUUUUAAGGCUUUCAUCCACACGUUUCAUUCUAUGAUUUUGAUUUUUUUAUUAUUGACUACUAAUGGAUAAAUUUGAAAACCCCUAGAGUAAUUCUACUCACACUGAAAUUGAAUCCGAGCAAAUAACUAAAAAUCUAUUUCAAUAGCAACUAACAGCAUUUUUAGUGAAAGAUUUCUUCACUACAUGUAAAUAACAAAGAUAGAUAGACAAUUUUUUUCUUUUCGUAGUUAAAUAAGCACAUUUUUAAUUGAUAUUUACUACAUGCUAUGAGUUCACAGCUAAAAAAGCUUAAAUGACUUUAUUACAGUCUUUGCAACCUGUAAAAUUUACCUUCAUUGUAAAAUUGAUUCUUUGCUACCUGGUCUCAAAAGUAUCAGAUCUCCAAAGAGGACCGGAGUCUAAACACACGCCGGCUUGAUAAACUGGAUGGCAAUAUACACAAAUUUAUUUCACAACUGCUAUUCUUGUAUUUCUCAACUGUCAUUCUCAACUGCUAGCGCUUCUACACAAUGCAUUACUAUACUUACACUUAAAAUCUUUGUGUGGUCGUUUGCGCUGGCUCAAAUUCGGACAAUUUUGCGUAUAUUGGACUACAAAAAAGCAAAUAGAAUUCUUCCAUCCAAAGUGAUUCGAGUAUGCCUUUUUUUAAAUUACAGAAUCUUUUCAAUAUCGCUAUACCGUAGAUUUUUUUUGUAAUUAUUCUGUUUAAAUUGUUUAGUUGAAAUAAUCUCUGCUUUUGUUGAUUAAAAUGAAAAUGAACUUCAGUGGAAGUACUGAAGUAGUUUUAGAUUACAGAGAUUUUGAGUCUUUCGAAAAGUCAAAUGCGUUUUGACGUAUGAAAUCACUCAAUGUAAUGUGUUCAUAUUAAAUAACCCACUAGUACGCUGGAUCCUUGAAUUUGCUGUUCAGACAAAAUUUCCUACAAGAUGUAUUGCUCCAAAUCCUCGGAGGUUUAAAAUGGCAACUAAGAAAUAGAAUACGCGCAGCAAAUCAUUAUAAAAAUAAAAUUUAAGCGUCUACGCACAGCAAAUCAUUAUGAAACCAAUCGAUUUUUCCCUCAAGCUACAAAAAAGUCCUUAAAACAAAAAAAAAAUGGCACUGGUAUACUGCGUUUCAUAAUGAUAGGUUGAACUAUUCUUUGGCGAUGUUUGCAGAAAUUUUCCUUAUUUAAUUUCAAACAACCUCAAAUCUUGUUCCCCAAGAAAAAAAAACAGUAUCACAGUGUUUUGGAAAUACACACGAAACCGUAAUUUAAAUAAAAAUCGUAGUUCUUGUCAAAAGUGAUUUAAACUCGGAAGACCACUGACGGUUAAAUGAUUUUUGUUGUUAUAAACUAAUAAUUUGAAUCAGUUUUUCCUCGUGUUGUUUUCUAUUAUAAAUAUUUUUUUUAUAAAUUAUUAUAAAUUAUAAAUUAUAACUUUUGUUAGAAAGCUUUAUAGGUUCUCCUAGCUCAUUAGAUUUUAAGGAUUUGAUAAGGGCGAAUAAUGUAACUCCAGUGUUAAAGAAAAAGUGUCAAAAUGCUAAUUUUCAAGUAUGGUCCGUGUUAGCGUACUCGAUUUGUCUCUGGUUUGACAUACCUAACUGAAUGAAGGACAUUUCCGACAUUUCAAACGGAGACCAUUCUUUGUGCUUUCCAUCUCACAGCUUUGCGUCAGGAUAAAGCUACGGAAAGCAUUUUGUAUUCACGGUUUUACUUUUUUUUCUUUUUUCUUAUGGCUCAACAACCGUUGUCGGUCUAGGCCUGCCUGUAUCACUUAUGGGUUUGGCUUUCAGUGACUUUUGGAUUACCCCCCAUAGCAGGAUUGUCAGUCCUACGUAUGGCGGCACGGUCUAUUCGGGGCUUGAACCCAUGACAGGCAUGUUGUUAAGUCGCACGAGUUGAUGACUGUAUCACGAGACCGGCUAACUUCACGGUUUUACUAUGAACUUAAUAUUUAAAAAAAACGCAAAUUACAUAUAAUUUCAUUCAGAAUGGAUUUUUUGCAAUGAUUUAUUGUAAAAAGUGUAGUAAUAACAAAAUUUACAGAACGUAGAGAAACAUAAACCAAACGCUACCUUGCAUGUCAUCGCCAAAAACAUUAAUAGAACAGCAUACAAUGUACACCAUUUGUAGAAAUAAUAAUAAAAUUGUACGAUACUUCUUGUGUUUCACGUUGCAUUUUAUUUUGACAAAUAAAGCCAUUUCAAUUUGGCAUUUUCGGAACGAAAUUCUCAAACAAAUUUCUAACAAGUUUGUAUAAUAUCGAUUUCGUUCGUGUAAAAUGAUAAUUUGACACUAUUCCGUUUGAAUCAGGCAAUUGGCAAUUGUUUUAUAUUUUCAGAUUUUUAAUACAAAAUACUUCUAAAACUAGCAUACUUUAAAUUUAGUUUGUUAAAAUUCCUUAAAAUCUAGUUUAAAUCUGUUGUUGAUCAUUUAACAACUAUAACAAAUCAACAUUCAUCAUUCUUGUGAAAUGAUUCAGAAUGUUUAUAGGACGACUUCUGUAGAUUACGAACACACACAUUUGUAAUAUAUUUUACAAAAUCUUUCACGAAUCUUUUAGCAUGUAAUUUUUAGAUUAUCCUUACCUUUGGGUUGGGGGACACUUUUACAAAAAAAUAACCGUUUCACCCUUUUGUCUCGUUACAUGUUUAUGUUUAUGUUACAAUUUAUGUUGGUCAUACAAAUUACAAUUUGAUAGAGUAAUAAUUAUUAUAAGUUUGUGUAACAUACUGAUUAGAGUUUUCAUUUCCAAUAUGUUUACACGAGAUGAUAAAAAAUAUUCUUCUUCUUCUUCUUCUGCUUGCGAGAGGGGAUGUAUCCUCCUAUGUUGUUCAAACUUGUUCAAGCUUGUUUGAAACAGCAUAUUCCGAGGCUUACUCUCUCUGUAAAGACUUCGACUAUCUAGAGUCAUAUGUAAAAAUUAUUAUUGUUCAUUUGUUGUCUCAUAACACAGUAACUAAAAUUUAAAUUUAUAAAUGACUAUAUCAUUUGUAAACAACAUCAUUCAAAUAAUGUAUUGUGUGAAGAAUGUUUGGUGUUGCUUUGUUGUUAUUUUGUUAAAAUAUUUUACAAAUUAUUAACUGAAAGAUUAUGAUAAAAACUCAAAUGACAAAUUUACCAAAACUGUCAAGCUAUCAGUAUGAAAUGCAGUGUAAAUGAGUUUACUUUAAAAAUUGCGUUGAAGUCUAAUUGUUUUUGCCCAUGCCAUUUUUUAUGAAGCGAUUUUUAUCCAUAACAUUUGAUUAUUUGUUUGUUUACUUAGCUAUUUACUUACUUUUUUCAAAUUUAUUUAUUUAUUCAUUGUAUUUACCUUUGACUUAUAUAUUAACUUAUUUAUUUAUUUAAUUUUUUUAAUUAUUUAAUCAUGAAUUUAAAUUAAUUUAUAAAAUAUUUUGUAUUUAUAUUGAAUUAAAAUAUUGAUUUAUUUUAUAAGUUUUCAUUAAACAAAAUUUGCUCAAAAAAUGUUACAUUUAAAAAGCUUGGUAUCUUAUAGUUCAUAGAAAUCAACCAAAGUAAAAACCAUGUACCGCCUAACACCCGAAUAGAACCUGAACCUGAAAUUCCGCAAAAUCGAAACACAGCGACGGUAACUUCCUUAAAAUCUACUCCAAUAAACGCAUAAAAUGAAAAAAUGAAUGAGUACUACCAUUGUUUGUCAUAGUCAAAGCUUGUAAAUUAAAAAACGCAGAUUAAUAAACGUGAGUUAAAGAUACAAAAAUCGUUUUAAAAAUGAAGAAACGACUCGCUAGCUUGUGUUAGAGAAGAUGCACUUUAAAAAGUGCUUUAUACAUUUGAAGGUGCAUUAUAAAGAUGUCAUAAGUAUUUAAUAUUUGAUGCUAGCCAUGUAACAGAACAUCAAUAUUGUUAAACAUAUUAAUAGAGGAACAAAACAACGCAAAAGAGCAAAUUUUAAAUGGAUGUUAAAAAACAAGAAGCAAUAAUUGUUAAAGUUAUCUGAGUUGAAAAGAGAGUUGCAUUUGAGUGAACCUCAUAAUGGCUUUAAGGCCAGGAAAUUGUGAAAUGAAGGAGCAGUUUCCUAAAAACCUAACGGCCUAUCCAAUAGAGGAGUGAGAUAAAACAAUUGGAUAAUAACAUUCAUACCAAAUUAUGGUAUAGCAAAGAUCUUGAAAAGCAAUAUAGCCUAAAAUCAUUAGAACAACACACAUUAAUUCAAGACCUUAGUUGUUGCUGGCAUGUUGCUGCUUCAAUUUUCUGUUAAAAUUAAUUUUCUUGAAAAACAGGAAUACUGACAAUGACAUUUUUUUAACCCAAUACUUUCCUAUCACUAUAGCAUUUGACAUCAUUAAAAUGAAGCUUAGCGGCUAAUAAAAACGUUUUGGGCCUGGGAUGCAACUCUCCCUUGUUGUUAUGAACUGAAACAGGAUGCUUAAUACGAAAAAAUAUCAAUGAACAGUUUACUGA